AUGGAUACAGAUCGCAAGCGGUGGGUUGGUCUUCAGGUCAGGACAAUUAUUGGGGAAGAAAGAAAAGGGUGGAAAGGAUACAUAGAGUGGGAAGAAUAUCCAGAGAAAAAGGCCAAAGCUCGGAAGAGAUUUUCACGCCAUAAAUUUCCUCCACCUCCCGAGUUCCAACUUGGGCCAGUCCCGGCUACCAACCCAGUCCUUGAAGGUGUUCGAUGGAAGCUGUGGCAUAAAGCUAUUGGCGGUGCUCUCGUCAACGUACCUGAAGACAGCUGGAAGACUGUGCUAGAGGAAAAACACCCGGGCAUGCUCCAUCUUCUUCAGUUCCCAUACAAUGGCGAACCUCCUAAAGGCCUUCUCACCAAAGAAGCCAUAACACCAAACGACCUUCAUUUUGUACGCAACCAUGGUGGCAUACCAGACAUUGAUCCGGUAGAAUUCGACCUUCGUCUUGACGGCUUGGUAAAUGAUCCCAAAGUUCUCACGCUGGAUGAUCUAAAGAAUGAAGCUUUAUUCCCGCGCACCUCUAUGUUGGUUACUAUUCAGUGCAGUGGUACGAGGCGCGUUGAGCAGAUUGGUGAAUAUGCUGGUGAAGGCGACGAGAUGAUCAAUGCUCCAUGGGCAGAAGGAGCAAUUGGGACGGCAAAAUGGACUGGCGUCAGUCUCAAAAAGGUCAUCAAGUACUGUGGUGGACUCAAGGGUGAUGCAAAACAUCUUGAGUUAUAUGGAGCCGAAACAUAUUUCAAGGGUGGCGAUUGCAUGAAUUAUGUGGUAUCGGUUCCGUGGUCAAAGGUCAAAGCAAACGAAGUCCUCCUUGCAUGGGAGAUGAACGAUAAGCCUUUGCCCAAGAUCCAUGGUUUCCCACUGAGGGCUGUGGUCAUGGGCUAUAUUGGCGCGAGGAGUGUCAAGUGGCUCUACCGCGUUAAAGCAAUCGAGAAUCCCAGCCGUGCUCCUGUCCAGAGCAGAGAAUAUCUGUAUUUCCAACAGCAAUAUGGAAAGCAUAAUCAGCUACCUACGCUGGGAAUUCAGAUUCAAGAGAUGCCGGUCAGCAGCGCCAUCAUGAGCCCUUGGCAUAAAGAAGUUGUGGUCCAUAACGGUCAUAUUGAAGUCACUGAAGGUUGGGCUUAUUCUGGUGGUGGACGCUGGCCGGAGCGCGUCGAGGUCUCUUCGGACGGUGGUUGGGCUUGGUAUGCUGUACCAAUCGAAAAUCUGUCGCCAAAGCACAAAUACGCAUGGAGGACUUGGUCCGCUUCUAUUCCAUGCGACCAUGAAGGAUGGACAGAGCUCGUCGUCCGCUGCUGGGACAACAGUCUCAACACACAGCCAAUGAACGUGCGCCACAGCUGGAAUUGGGGGCUGCACGUUACGAGCAGCUGCCACAGAGUGAAGAUAUACAGCGUCAAUGCAAGCCGGCCCGAAACAAAGAAGAGGCUGGAACUGUUUGAACAAAACGGAGAAAAUUUCCUGCCAAUCACACGGCCAACGGAGUUUAAAUACAUGAGUGCCGAGGAAUAUGAGAAGGCAUGGUCUACUAUGGAACCACGAGAUGUGGACAAUUGA
Molecule: messenger RNA, 1557 nt
Organism: Trichoderma breve
Lineage: Eukaryota; Fungi; Ascomycota; Sordariomycetes; Hypocreales; Hypocreaceae
Product: oxidoreductase molybdopterin binding domain-containing protein
Exons: 5
Coding region: 1-1557 (518 amino acids)
Cellular component (GO): mitochondrion
Molecular function (GO): molybdenum ion binding; oxidoreductase activity
Source: RefSeq, a predicted model, not a curated record